This is a messenger RNA of Xenia sp. Carnegie-2017, 480 nucleotides long. RefSeq lists its product as uncharacterized. The record is from RefSeq and is a predicted model, not a curated record. Bases 1 to 480 code for a protein of 159 amino acids. The transcript has a single exon. NCBI's taxonomy places the organism in Eukaryota, Metazoa, Cnidaria, Anthozoa, Malacalcyonacea, Xeniidae.
AUGAACAAGAUCAGUAAAGAAAAGUGUGCGAUUGUUAGAGAGAAAGGUCAGGAGCAACUAUACAAAGAUCUGGAGCAAAACGGACCGAAAAGAAUCUACAAGUUAGCAAAAACUAGACAGAGAAGAGCAAAGGACAUUGACAAGAUUACUUUUGUAAAGGAUGAGCAGGGAAAGAUCGUGAGCGAAGAUGAGAAAAUCAAAGAGCGAUGGAGGGAAUAUUUUGAUAGACUUUUGAACACGAAGAACAACAGGAAAGAACUGGACCAUCUUGAACCAGUCCAUGGGCCAGUACCAGAGAUUUUGGAGGAUGAAGUGAGAAGACAACUCAAGAAGAUGAAGAACAAUAAAGCAAGAGGACCGGAUGAGCUCCCCAUCGAACUAGUGAAGAAAUUGGGAAACACAGAAACAGAGUGGAUGACAUCAUGCUUCAGAGAAAUAAUGAAGACAGGAAUACCAGAAGAAUGGAGAACAAGCAGAUAG